Actinia tenebrosa (Australian red waratah sea anemone) is the source of this 2813-nucleotide messenger RNA. RefSeq names its product thymidine phosphorylase-like. Gene Ontology annotation, cellular component: cytosol. Gene Ontology annotation, biological process: pyrimidine nucleobase metabolic process; pyrimidine nucleoside metabolic process. NCBI's taxonomy places the organism in Eukaryota, Metazoa, Cnidaria, Anthozoa, Actiniaria, Actiniidae. The record is from RefSeq and is a predicted model, not a curated record. Gene Ontology annotation, molecular function: 1,4-alpha-oligoglucan phosphorylase activity; pyrimidine-nucleoside phosphorylase activity.
GAAACGCAUAGCCAGCGUUUUCAAAAAUAUCCGCUUUGAAAAGCGUUUUCGAAUAUAGCCGGCUAAAAGACCGUGUCCGUGUAAACGGUAGGCCUAAACGGAUAAAAAAUAUGCGUUUACAAAAAUAUUCGUGUAAACGGGGCCUAUUACGGCUAGCCGGCGUUUUCAUUCUAGACCGUAUUCGAAAAAAAUCGUUUUCGGUGAAGAAUUGUUCCGGAUUCGCCCAGACUAGUGUGGACCGAAUGAAUAAAAAUUCGGAUUCAAAUUUAUCCGGCAUAGUGUGGACGGGGCCUAAAGUGAUGCCAGAAUUUCGAGUAACCGAUCUUAUUGCUACAAAAAGAGAUGGCGAAGCACUUACUAGAGAUCAGAUCUGUUUUUUCGCUUCACGAGUCGCUACGGGAGAAAUAUCAGAGUCUCAAAUUGGAGCGAUGUUAAUGGCGAUAUACCUCAAAGGAAUGAAUACUGAAGAAACUGUACAUCUUACCGAUGCUAUGGUGAAGUCUGGAGAGACAUUGUCGUGGCCUGAAGAAUGGGGAAACUGUAUUGGUGAUAAACAUUCUACUGGAGGUGUAGGAGAUAAAGUAAGCCUUCCUCUUGCUCCAGCUUUAGCCGCUUGUGAAGUAAAAGUUCCUAUGAUUUCGGGCCGUGGAUUGGGUCACACAGGUGGAACACUAGACAAGCUGGAAUCAAUUCCAGGUUUUAGAGUCAGUCUUACCCCAGAAGAAAUGAAAGAUGUCUUAAAAAAUGUAGGCUGUUGCAUUGUUGGACAGAACAAGUCCCUAGUACCAGCUGAUAGAGUAUUGUAUGCUGUUCGUGACGUGACGGGGACAGUGGAUUCAGACCCUCUUAUUGCAAGUUCAAUUAUAUCAAAGAAAGUUGCAGAAUCUCUGACAUCUUUGGUGCUUGAUGUCAAGUGUGGACGUGCUGCCUUUGCUAAAACAAAGGAACGUGCAAGUGUUUUGGCAAGAACCUUAGUAAACACUUGCGAAAAAAUGGGUACGAGAUGUAAGGCACUGGUGACCAGUAUGGACCACCCUAUAGGAAAGACUGUGGGGAACUCUGUUGAAGUGGCUGAGGCUAUACAGUGUCUUCAUGGGCAAGGCCCGGACGAUCUGAAGGAGCUGGUCUGUCUUCUAGGAGGUCAUCUACUAAACUCCCUUGGAAAAGCUCAUACCCCUGAAGAAGGAAUGGAAUCCAUCAAACUAACUCUCAGUAAUGGAAUGGCCAUCAAAAAAUUCUCAGAAAUGUUGGUAGCACAAGGAGUUAGUCAAGAAAUUGCUGAUGCACUGUGCAACCCUGACACCAACCCUUACAAGUAUAUCCCUCUCGCAACCAAGUCAUAUGAGGUUAAAGCACAGAAGUCAGGCAUUAUCAAGGAUAUUGAUGCCUUAGAGUGUGCAACCCUGUGUGGUAGUUUGGGUGCAGGACGGCAGAAGAGCACUGAUAAGAUAGAUCAUGGUGUAGGAAUGGUAUUUAAUGUCAGAGUAGGAGAAUACAUCAAGGAAGGUGAAACAUGGGUUGUGAUAUACCAUAGUGGUAACCUCACAGAUGAAAAUGUCAAAGCAUUACAAAAUUCUAUUGUCAUAAAGGAGAGUGAUAGUGAAGAAAGCUUGCCUGUUCAGUCCAGACUUAUUGAGGUGAUAGAUGCUCCCCAAGAUUAACUACUUUUAUUUGUUAAGGGACUUCAGUAACUUUUGCUGUUGACAUAUUAAGGGUUCCCUUUAUUGUAGGAGUUAGUUUGGAAUUUACCAAUUAAUUUUGAAAAAUGUGAAAAUGGGGCCAUGAAUACUUCAGCAAAGUGGACUUGAGAAAAAACGGUUCAAAAACAAGUUCAUCCAAUAUCUCAUCUGCCCCACUUAUCUAUAAAAUGAUGAAUGGUCCCUAAUCUAAAUUAUAAAUUUUCUGGAAAAUAUUGUUACGUGUACCAUUAUAUCAUAAUAAGUGAGUCAGUCCCUAAUCUAAAUUUUUAAAUUUUCCCCAAAAGUUAUGCUCCUCCUGGUGCAGAGAAGCCCUAAGUAAGUUUGACCAGGUAUGUGGUUCCAAGACACAGAUUGAGAGUUUGUAGGUAUAAAUGUAUCUGCAUCCAUCCUUGUGGUACACAGGAUUUUGGGGCCAAAUUUAUUGAGAUUAGUUGAAUGCAAGAUGGCAGAGCUUUUUCGUCAUCCACAAUUGAGUCACGUUAUCUUAUGUGGUCAUUACCAGAUGUCCUUUCAACUUUGAAAGGACAAAUUGCUUAUUAAAUUGUUAAUGAUAAAAUAGCUUGUCUUAGAUAAUAUUACUGUAAGUGAAAGUGUCGUUGUGCAUUAUCAUGUUAUUAGUGGACUACAUGCUAUCCAAUUUGCAAAUAAUUGGAUGAAAAAAAUUCUGAGGACUGACAAAAUUGGAAGAGGCCAAUAGGCCGAGUCUAAUUUAGCAGUCAGAAGAAUUUUUUGAAUUCAAGUAUUUCAAAAUUGGAUAGACAUGUAGUCCUAUUGCAGAUUAAUUAUAUCAUCCCAAACUAUACUAGACUGAUUCUAUAAGUCAUAGUUUUUUCUUGAAAGAAUGCGAAUGGAAAGGAUCCAAAUUCAUCUUCAAUUUGGACAGGAAAGAGAAUUUGAAAAUAAUACAAUAGUUGCUUAUAUGGGAUUAUAGAGUGAUGAUACAAUUAAUAAUAAAAUACCUUGUCUUACAUAUAGUAAUACUGUAAGUGAAAUUGUGGUUGUGUGUUAAGUAAAGAUAAAUUAAAGUGUUUUUGUAGAACAUAUGUUUGCCUUGUAUGUAAAAAAAAAACAUUAAAUUAAAAACAGAAAAAAAUAGCAAGGUUAAGAAUGAUU